Messenger RNA from Cuscuta campestris, 2138 nucleotides. The record is from the annotation of a GenBank genome assembly. Lineage: Eukaryota; Viridiplantae; Streptophyta; Magnoliopsida; Solanales; Convolvulaceae.
UCAAUUGAUUCUCCUCACAAUUCCCCCCUGAGUUUUUACGGAGCGGAUUCGCCGAUCCCGCGCAAUUCAUCAAGCUCAGUUGUGAAUUCAUUGGGAACCAUGGCAACUGGACAACUUUUUUCCAAGACCACCCAGGCAUUGUUUUAUAACUUCAAGCAACUUCCCAUCCAACGGAUGCUUGAUUUCGAUUUCCUUUGUGGGAGAGAAAGGCCUUCUGUUGCUGGAAUCAUAAAUCCUGGUUCAGAGGGAUUCCAAAAGCUCUUCUUCGGUCAGGAGGAGAUUGCAAUCCCAGUACAUUCAACCAUUGAAGCCGCAUCCGCUGCUCAUCCUACAGCUGAUGUUUUCAUUAACUUUGCAUCAUUUAGAAGUGCUGCCGCUUCCUCCAUGGCUGCUCUCAAACAGCCAACUAUCAGAGUUGUGGCAAUCAUAGCUGAAGGUGUGCCUGAGUCAGACACCAAACAGUUGAUAGCUUAUGCAAAGGCAAACAACAAGGUUGUUAUUGGUCCAGCUACAGUUGGAGGAAUUCAAGCUGGUGCGUUUAGAAUUGGUGACACUGCUGGAACAAUUGACAAUAUUAUUCAAUGCAAGCUGUACAGACCUGGAUCUGUUGGAUUUGUCUCCAAAUCAGGCGGCAUGUCAAAUGAAAUGUACAAUACCAUAGCCAGAGUGACAGAUGGAAUCUAUGAAGGCAUUGCAAUAGGAGGAGAUGUGUUUCCUGGCUCAACGCUAUCUGAUCAUGUUCUGCGAUUUAACAAUAUUCCACAGGUAAAACUGAUAGUUGUUCUUGGGGAACUUGGUGGAAGGGAUGAAUACUCCUUAGUUGAAGCCCUCAAACAAGGAAAGAUUAAUAAGCCUGUGGUUGCCUGGGUCAGUGGUACUUGUGCAAGGCUCUUCAAGUCUGAAGUUCAGUUUGGUCAUGCGGGAGCAAAAAGUGGUGGUGAAUUAGAAUCUGCACAAGCAAAGAAUCAAGCCCUACAAGAUGCUGGAGCAGUGGUCCCCACCUCAUACGAAGCUUUUGAAGGAGCAAUCAAAGAAACAUUUCAGAAAUUGGUCGAUGCAGGAAAGAUUGCUCCCCUGAAGGAAGUGACACCUCCACAAAUUCCUGAGGAUCUUAACACCGCAAUUAAGAGUGGGAAAGUUCGAGCUCCUACACAUAUUAUUUCUACUAUCUCAGAUGAUAGAGGUGAAGAGCCAUGCUACGCUGGUGUUGCAAUGUCCUCUAUUAUUGAACAAGGAUUAGGUGUGGGUGAUGUCAUUUCCCUACUGUGGUUCAAACGUAGCCUUCCUCGUUACUGUGCACGCUUUAUUGAGAUUUGCAUCAUGUUGUGUGCUGAUCAUGGACCUUGUGUAUCUGGGGCCCACAACACCAUUGUAACUGCCAGGGCAGGAAAAGAUCUAGUCUCCAGUCUUGUUUCUGGGUUGCUAACUAUUGGUCCCCGUUUUGGUGGUGCUAUUGAUGAUGCGGCUCGCUACUUCAAAGAUGCUUAUGACCGGGGCCUCACACCUUAUGAAUUUGUGGAAAGCAUGAAGAAGAAAGGCAUUCGGGUGCCAGGAAUUGGUCACAGGAUAAAGAGAGGUGACAACAGAGACAAGAGAGUGGAACUGCUACAACGAUACGCCCGCGAAAACUUCCCAUCUGUCAAGUACAUGGAGUAUGCGGUCGAGGUUGAAACCUACACGCUCUCCAAGGCAAACAACCUCGUCCUCAAUGUCGAUGGUGCCAUCGGAUCGCUCUUCUUGGAUCUCUUAGCUGGUAGUGGGAUGUUCACUAAGCCCGAGAUCGACGAGAUUGUCGGGAUCGGUUACCUUAAUGGGCUUUUUGUCCUCGCCCGCUCCAUUGGUCUCAUCGGGCACACAUUUGACCAGAAGAGAUUGAAGCAGCCACUAUACCGCCACCCAUGGGAAGACGUUCUCUACACCAAGUGAAAACCCUUUCGUUUCAAUCAUCACAUUAUUGAUUCCAGUUUUUCUGUUCUUCAUCGAUCAUCAAUUUCAUCCACGCAUAAAUUGAAUUAUGUGACUUUUAUGAUAUACACCUCAAAUUUUUUUUAAUUUUUUUUGUGUGACAUUAUGGAGUAGAUAAUUUUUUAUACUCGUAUUAUACUCUCUCCGUUCCACAAAAAAGUUACUGUUUUGAC